This is a messenger RNA of Macrobrachium nipponense, 4507 nucleotides long. Its product is annotated as inter-alpha-trypsin inhibitor heavy chain H4-like. Bases 98 to 2392 code for a protein of 764 amino acids. The transcript is spliced from 16 exons. The record is from RefSeq and is a predicted model, not a curated record. Lineage: Eukaryota; Metazoa; Arthropoda; Malacostraca; Decapoda; Palaemonidae.
CGACGUCACGUCAGUAUGACAUGGGACUCGGUGGAGAGUGGUCGGUGGUAGACUGUGCUCGCAUGCUAGCCCCAGUGUUUGCCAGUGCUUCGUCGAGAUGAGACAUACCCUCCUGUCUUGGAUCAUCCCCUGGUCGGUGGUGUCAAUCGCCUGGCAGGUCGUGGGAACGCCCCCACUCCCCCCUCUGUCGCUUCCAGCGACGCACCACGGCGCCCAGGACCUGGAAAUCCUCACGUAUCACAUCCAGUCGGUGGUGAUCUCCCGCUACGCCGUCACCACCGUCACCUGCCGCAUCCGUAACCCCGCCCUCGAUGCCCAAGAGGCCUCCUUCGGCCUCCUACUGCCAACCAACGCCUUCAUCUCCAACCUUACCAUAGAAGCGGGUGGCCGAAACUAUACGAGUUUAGUACGCGAAAAGGAGGAGGCGAGACGGACGUACGAGAAGGCUCGCAGCAAAGGCCAGAACACGGCCAUCGUCCAUCAGAAAGAACGAGAGACGACCCGAUUCCGCGUGGACGUCACCGUAACGGAGCAGGACGAGGUCAUCUUCUACCUGACCUAUGAGGAGCUCCUGCAGCGUCGCCUGGGGGUAUAUUCCCACAAAGUGAACGUCCACCCGGGCUACCCCGUGAGAGACCUGUUGGUCGACAUCACGAUCCACGAAACCAGAGACAUUAGCGUUCUGAAGGUGAAGAAGGUUCCCGGGGGACACGACUUCAGGGAUGCAGUGUCGGAAUGGCGCGAGGGAGCCAAGACGGCGCGGGUACAGUACGACCCCGACCCGGAGAUGAUGCCCAGCGACGGGGUCGUCCACGGGCAACUCGAGAUCCAUUACGAUGUCGAGAGGUCCCUCGAUACUGGCGACGUGCAGAUUGAAGAGGGAUAUUUCGUCCACUUCUUCGCCCCCGUGGACCUUCAGUACACUCCGAAGCACAUCACUUUCCUGAUUGACACUUCCGGCUCCAUGGAAGGAAGGAAAAUCCUGCAGGUGAAGGACGCCCUUCGGCACAUCCUGACGGAGCUGAACGCCGGGGACACCUUCAACAUCAUCCACUUCUCCGACGGUACGGAUCGCCUGGGGACGAUGCGCUACUCAGGGACGGCGGUGAGGAAGGCCAAGAAGUUCAUCAACAGCCUCCAGGCCGAGGGAGGAACCAAUAUCGAUCUGGGCUUAAAGAUGGCGCUAGGACGGCACCGGCCUCCGCCCCAACCCCAUUACCAUCCCAAUUAUGUGCAAGCAUGUACAGUGAAAGGGAAGAGCAUUGGACGCAAACCGAACCUGUCCAACCGACCGGACUCCUUCGACCAGAACCUAGAGCACCUGGUCACAGGCUCCGUCAGACCCCACAUCAUCAUCAUGUUGACGGAUGGGCAGCCCACAGCAGGAGUGACUCACGCCACCAAUAUCCUGCGGAACGUCAGGGAGCGCAACAAGGACAAGGCGGCUGUGUUCUGCCUUGGCUUCGGGCGAGGGGCGGACAUGCAGCUUCUGGAGAGGAUAUCUCUGCAGAAUCGUGGCACCUCCAGGAAGAUAUACGAAGACGAAGAUGCCGCUGACCAACUCAAAGGGUUCUACGAGGAGCUGUCGAUGCCUAUUCUCCUGGAUGUCCGCUUCAGCUACUCUGAUGAUGCUGUUGUGCUUGACAGUGUUACAAAUACACACUUCUACAACUAUUUCCAUGGGACAGAACUAGUGGUGGCAGGCCAGACGGAAGCCGAGCAGCCGAGCGGUCUCCGUGCCAACAUCACCGGCCAGGGACGCAAUGGUCAGUUCUUCAUGGGUGUCACAGAUUGGAACACUGUCCUCCCUCCCGACCACCACUUGUUGGACCACCUGCACCUGGCUCCUACUCCCAGGAACUUCAUCAAGAGGCUCUGGGCUUUCCAGAAAGUGAAGGAUCUCUUAUCAACAGAAAAGGCAGCUAAGGGAAAUCACGAAAAAGAAGUAGCGAGGAAGAAGGCUCUGCGAAUCGCAUUGGAGCAUCACUUUGUGACUCCACUCACGUCGUUAGUCGUGGUCCAACCUGACAAAGAGAACUGCAAAGACUACGAAGAUGACGAAGAAGAAGAGGAAGCUGAGGACCAACACGCACUGACUCCUCCUGAAGAAGAGAUGACCGAUGGCAACGGGAGCGUUAGCGUCAAUCUGGACCCGCAAGAUUCUGUCGUACGGUCCUUCAACCCAAAAUCUAUCCAGGUUCUCAGUGAUCAGGGUGACUACUCGGACUCCGAUGUCGAAGGCUUCAACGAUUUCAACUACAUGAACUUUGGAUCCAUGUCACUGGCGAAUGAUAGUGGACACUCGAUAUUUCCUAGUGCGAUGAUGCUAAUAUUAUCCAUCGUCUUUCAUACUAUAGUAUUGGCACUGGGUAUACAUCUGCCCAUCAAAUGACACCUCUCCAGAGAAGGAACGACUUGAUCCAGGACGAGAAUAUGACGUAGGACUACUACUAACCAUUGCUGCUAUUACCACUUUUUAUCACUAUACUACCAAUUCCAAGGCUUUGAAAGUGUUUUAGCUUUUGCAAACUCAUAGGAUGUCCCCGGAGGAGGGACGGGCAAAGCGACACUGUUGGUCGACAAAAAAACUUAAAAAAAAAGAAUAAAUUUAUAAAUUCGUUCAGCAUCAAAGCUUCGAAACGAGAUAUAUAUAUCGAAAAUCUUUCUCCAAAAUGCCAGGGGAAGAGUUGUUUUUUUAAAUCUUGACAGUUGACUUGAUAUUCCAAUAUUAUUCCAGUUCGAAAACUUGAGUUGAAAGUAGCCAAUGUAAAUUCAAAACUUGAUCACUUGAGAAUGUGUCAAUGUUUAACAGGUUAUUAGAGGAUUUUCUCAUUCUCUCACUGUCUCUCACUCACUCUCUCGUCGUCGUCUUCUCAGAAAGACGUGAGAAGUAUUGCCUAUUUAUUGUUAGAUUUCUCGAUUAUCUCUCAAAAAUAAUAAUAAUAAUAAUAAUAAUAAUACUAAUAAACAUGUCAGUGCUCAUAGCAAUAUCGUAGUCGAGUUUGUUACAGCUUAUCGGGAACAAUAUAUAGAUUAGCUCUUUUUUAAGUGAACUGUUCUUUGUACCGUAGUUAAGAGGUCAUUAUUUUUUUGACUGCCUGCAGUAGCUACUCAACACUACUCCUAAUUGAACCUUGAGAAGAUUAAAAAAAAAAAAACAAGAAAAAAAGGGAAGUUUCGUACCAUCCCGAUAUUCCUCAUUGGGGGGAACCAUGCAGACAUUUUUUUAGAUACGAGAGAAGAAAUAAAUUUAGGUGUUACAAGCUAAGAUUGUUUUCCAUUUCUGGCUUUUACUCAUGUCGUCUCUCUCUCUCUCUCUCUCUCUCUCUCUCUCUCUCUCUCUCUGUUUUUUCUACCAUUUAGCGUGGAUUUUGUAUACACUUCCAAGAUGCUUUUUAUCACUCUUAUGACUAGUGAAGAUGUCUUGAAAAAAAAAAGAAGACAAUCCCGAAGGUAUCUUGUUACACUGCGAGGAAGCAGCCUCUCACUUAUCUUCCAAGAGUAGUUGAGGAGAUUGGCCGGAAGUCUAGGGAGGAAACCUUGGGUAGGACGCAACAGUCUCUCCCCUUGGUGUCUUCCCCUCGUCUUUGAAGUUGUCGAAUGGUGUAUAGUACUGCAAUCAAAAUUUCCCGAGUGGCCUGUGUGGUUCACGCCAAGGGGGUGUAGUCACUGAAGCAGAGUUGGGAUAAAAAAAAAACGGAUAAAAAAAGAGCACUAUUUUAUUUUUCAUGUACAUAAAACAUUUACCUGGGAUACUGCCAGUUGGUCAAGAUACAUAGGACAUUUAAACAGAAAAAUAAUAAGAGUUCGCAACACUUCAAGUGGAUAUAACUCUUCGCCGUUGUUUUAACAUUUCCUAGUGACAUUCUGAACAGGAAUAAUGACAAGGCUUCCAUAUGAUUUUUUUACAGUUAGGUGAAUUAACUCACUUUGUUUUUUGUUUUUGUUUUUUUCUGCAAGAGUGGGAGUCCACCUCUCUCGCUAAGUCAAGGGUUCAGGUUAUUUGCAGAUGAAAGAAACGAGAAGAGUUUCAAGGGCUGUCGUACCCGUCUUGUUAAGCUAGAUUUAGAAGUAGGUAUUCCCCAGUCAUUACUCUGAAGGCAGUUAAACUCUAGGCUGUAGUAAAUUCAUGAAAUACUGCAAGAUUAAGAAGCGUACAUUGCUUUGCCUCCAGAAAGUUUCUUCGGUAUUGCUAUAAAGGUUGGAAUAUUUUAGAAAGGAAAUAUUUGCUUUUUAUUUCAUUGUGUGGAGGUCGAACUUUGUGUCCAAUAGAUUUUUUUUUAUUUUUCUUUUUUUAAAUAUUUGACAUCUUCCAGUUCAUUUAUGACUUCAGUAUUGUUAUUCAUUACAGUUGCGUAGGGAAUUUUAUGAUUGAAAUACGUACAUUGUUCUCAGUUAUUCUGGUUAGUUUAUAAACAUAUAUAGACUAUAUGGAUAUAUGUAUAUACAAACAGUCGACCCCUGUGAUUCACGGGGGAUGCGUACCUCAACCCCCCGCCCCCCCAAA